AUGCUCUCAGCCUUGCGCUUGCUAGUAGCAGCGCUCCUCAUUUUGGUCCCUACAGCCUUUCUUAGACUUCUAUACAUCCUUCCCUCAACCUCUCGACGGCGCUCGAACCCCACCAAGCCAUCUGUUUCGCACAUGGUUGUGGUCUUAGGCUCCGGCGGACACACAGCGGAGAUGAUGUCCCUGCUGAGAGACAUAGACCCCAGAAGAUACACACAUCGAACCUACAUUGUAUCGUCAGGAGACAGUUUCUCAACUGGAAAAGCACUGGAAAUCGAGCGGACCAUCCAAGCCAAGCAAAAGCUUGGAGAGCAAAACCAUGAGCAGGACCAUGAACCUACGAAAGCAGGAGAGACAAGCCUAAAUACCGGAACUUGGGAUGUGAAGACUGUACCACGAGCAAGGAAAAUCCAUCAAGCAUUAUACACCACGCCAUUCUCGUCCUUAUGGUGCUUCAUCGGCUGUCUGCGCGCACUGAUCGAGACAGCGCGGACAUCUAAAGCUACGCCAUUUGAGUUCCCGGAUGUGAUUAUCACGAAUGGACCAGCUACGGCAGUGAUGGUGCUAUUAGCAGCUAUGUUUUUAAAGUUUGUGGCUGUGGCACCAGUGGGGAAGAUGAAGACUAUUUAUGUGGAAAGUUGGGCGAGAGUUAAGACGCUGAGUUUGAGUGGAAAGGUUCUGCUGAGGAUGGGUAUUUGUGACAGAUUUCUGGUGCAGUGGGAAGCGUUGGCGAGGAGGAUUAAUGGGGAGGGAGAUGGGAAGAAAAGGAAGGUGGAUUGGGUGGGAUUUCUGGUGGAGUAG
Messenger RNA from Cadophora gregata, 798 nucleotides. RefSeq names its product UDP-N-acetylglucosamine transferase subunit (gene ALG14). The record is from RefSeq and is a predicted model, not a curated record. Lineage: Eukaryota; Fungi; Ascomycota; Leotiomycetes; Helotiales; Ploettnerulaceae. The transcript is spliced from 2 exons. Gene Ontology annotation, biological process: dolichol-linked oligosaccharide biosynthetic process. The coding region runs from base 1 to 798 and encodes 265 amino acids. Gene Ontology annotation, cellular component: UDP-N-acetylglucosamine transferase complex.